UGGACAAUCUUUGCCGACUCCUCGACAAUCUAUAAACGCCACUACUUGCACUCUUUGGGCAGGGCAAGGCACUCACUUGGAGUGGGCGCAAUUUGAUCAGGUCCCAUAACCGAGUGGGCGCAAUUGGACGAGCCGAUCACAUCCCAUAACCAGUCCUCGCGUCCGUGCGGGCAACCCGUUCGCAUGGUAGAGGAGAUUCCAGGUGGGUGAAAGGAUUGUCAGGACAGGGGGUAGGAAGGCAAGACCGAAAAUAACCCUAACUUGUGUGUGUGUGUGUGUGUGUGAGAGAGAGAGAGAGAGAGAGAGAGAGAGAGAGAGAGAGAGAGAGAGAGUCGGACCUCCGUUAGUACAGCUGGUCCAGGGGCCGGUGUUUGUUACUUACGAGCUGGUGCUUGCUUUUCUAGGCGGGCAGCUGGACGGCAUGACCUGGGGAGAUGAACGAUUCAUCGCUUGAGUGAUUGGCAUCCAUUGAUUAGUGACUGAACAUAGGUUGCUGAACGCGGAUUGAUUGAUUGUCUAUUGAUUGGACUCGUUGGUUUGGCCGACCGGGCUUUAUGGUGGACAACCAAGAUGCUGAAGUGCAGUCAUUGAGCAUCCGAAUUGCUUGAGGCGUAGGCAAAUCUCUAAAAGGGAAAACUGGCAACAAGUGUUUAGAGCUCUCGUGACGGCAGGAUUGGUAGUAGAGUGUUCGUCUUGAAGGGUUGUCGUGUUGCGUUACAACACAAGUCGGUUUGGAUGGUGCGGCAGGGUCGCAACAUAUGGUAAUUGCAAUCAAUUAGCGCUGAGAGCAAAGCAAGCGCAUAACAUAACGAAAGCCUACAGAGUGCAGUUGCGUGAGUGCUUGUGCAAUCCGCACGGCCAAGUGAAUGAUUCAUGUAUUCAAAUCAUCGCGGCCCGACACGCCGCGUGCUGUGGGUGACGUGUCCGGUUGCUGCUGCCCCAUUUUUUUCUGACCAGCGUUAGCGAACGAACGUCGGUUCGUUCUUCCCUCGUCUGUGUUGCCUCAGUCCGUCAAUACCCAGUGUGCUUGUUGCGCCCUACCCUCUUCGAUCUCCUGUCGUGGACGCAGCGUUACUCCAAGAUCAAGAUAUUAUCGUCCAUCCUGUCUUCCUGCCAUCUGAGGGUCAGUUCGGAAGGUUUUAUUUUUGAUCCUCUCUCAUUCUUUCUCCUUCAGGAACCCUUGUUUUACGAUGGUGGUUGCGGUUGCUGCCGUUUUGUUGUCGACGCACAUUCCUAGUGCUGUGACGCCUCUGUUUGAAGAUAGUAAUCAUCAUCAUCAUCAUCAUCACCACCAUCAUCAUCAUCAUCAUCAUCAUCAUCAGCAGCAGCAGAACCAUCAUCAUCUGAGCAACGGCCAACUGACGGCGGAGAUGUUUGACGACGGCUCGUGCGCGGCGUCUUCAAUUGCCCGUCGUGUUGCCGGUUCUUCCGCUUCUUUAGCGACGCCUUCUCACGUCCAUACUCCUCCUCCGCAUCAUCAUCAUAAUAGUAGCAUCUAUCUGACGCAGCAGCACCACUAUCACCAGCAGCAACGCGCUGCGCAUCCGGCGACAUCUCCAGUCGUUGUGGCGGGAGCGCUUCGCGUUUUUCCUAAAGUGAGCGGAAGCCUGUCCUCUGCUGUCGUCCCUAGCGUCGGGGACUUGAGUAAUAGGCGCGUGUUGUCCUCCGCAUGUUGCUCGCACUUCGCGGUGUCGGCCACCGUCAGCUCACUACAGGCGGCGUCGCCGCCGCUUUCCGCCGGACCAUGGGGAGCGUCAGCAUCUGUCGGCGGCGGCGGGGGCCUUGAUUGCAGCAGCGUCGUUCCGCAGUACGCGACGAAAGAAGUCGGAUUCAACAAUGCUAACAGCGGCGCCGCGAGAGUUGGCUUCAGUAGCCGAGGAGGUAGGGACGUUCUGGCGAAAGGCUCGUCGACGACCGCCUUCAGGUCUUGGGAAUCGGAGAAGUACUCCUCCUCGAAUUCGCCGACCCAAUCUCCACCUCCUCCUGUGGUGCCGUCGUACCUCUCCCCGCCCAACGCGAGUGAUCGCGCCGAUGACGUUAGCUUGCAUAAUCCCUUGCGCCGUCUAGAGAGGCUGGGCUGCGGCUGGUUGGGACUAAUAGUGGAGUGGGAGGGGGUAGUUGUGGAAGACGACCCCGUUACGGAAUCGAAAGCUUGGGAGGCUCUUGCAGAACAGGAGGGGAGGCCGAUGCCCAUGGCGUUCAUGAUGCGCCGGGCGGAGGGUAUGAAAAACGAGCAAGUGCUGUCGCAAGUCCUGUGCUGGGCGCGGGACCCGAGAGAGAUACGACGGCUAGCGAAGAGGAAGGAGGAGCUAUACGAGGAGAUGUUGACGUCUCGGAGAAGGAUGAACGUUGUCUUACCUAUGGUGUUGGACUUCAUCCGGUCGAUGAAGAAGCAUGGUGCGCCGGUGGCGCUUGCGUCAACGAGACCUCGGGCUUUCGUGGACAAAGCGCUUCAGAGAUCGCGAAUCGAGCCCGCCAUCUUCGACGUUAUCGUGACGGCGGAAGAUGUAGAGCGCGGGAAACCUGACCCAGAAAUGUACCUUUACGUCGCACAGGUGCUGCGGAUGAUACCCGAAAGACUCAUCGUCGUCGGAAAUGCGCACUCCAGCAUAGAGGCCGCUCACGAGGCGGGAAUGAAGUGUGUGGCGGUUGUCGGCCGACACGCGGCGUACGAGCUCCACGAAGCGGAGGCGGUUGUACGGCGCCUGAGCGACCUGUCUUUCCAGCACUUGAUGAGCUUGGUCAGUCAGGAUCCUCGUGGUGGGCUGAACGGCCUCGCAACCCCCGAGCUGCAGCCAGAACUCGAGGAGACGCCACAGCCACUGCCACGCGUCUCGUUUGCUGACUGGUGACCCCUCGUCCUCUCCUUUCGCUGUGAGCCUAUGUGAUGAUGAUGGUGAUGAUGAUGAUGAUGAUCUUUCGCUUUGAGCCUGCUGUCGAAUGGAGGAUUGAGUUUUCCAAGAUGGACGAGCCGGUGUCGGGACCUCGGACGAAAUUGUCAAAUAUGUGAUGAUGAUGAUGAGGAGGAGGAGGAGGAUGUGCAUGCAGUACUCUUGAUUUGAUUGUUAUUGAUUGAUUGACGUAGGCGAUUGAUUGAUUGAUUGAUUGAUAGAUUGGGUGGUUUAUUGGUUGAGGAAUUGUUGGUCACCGCUGCCGCUGCGGUGGAAGAUCCUUGGCGAGUUGAAAACUGCCACUGCUAUGAGCGUGGAAUCACGGUAGCUGCCAUUGAGACAAGGUGUGAAGCACUUGGCAGAAGGAAGACGGCGUUCGAUGUCGUGACGACAUGACGCCCGUUGAACUUGUAUGCAGCACCGAGCGCGUCAACUCCUUCCCACAGACUGAAAAUUUCAGAUUUCGUUUCUGGUGUCCACCCGCCGUGAAUUUCUCGGGCUAUCUUGUAGGGGUAGUAGUGUUCGUGCUCGUGCUCUACCAUGGACAGGCAGGUGCAUUCCUGUCGUCGUGGGGGAAGGCGAUCACUGAAGGAAAGGGGCAGCAGAGUUGUGCAAGGGUCAACGCUCACUGGAGAGGGAGAGGGGGGGGCGGGGCGGCAGUUGUGCAAGGGUCAACGGUGGAUAUAGGUGGUGGAUGAGGCAGGCACGUGUCGGCUGCUGCUGCGAUCACCAAAGCUUUCAGAACGCAUCUGGGCGCGCGGACUUCCGCAUGCAUAAGCUUGGUGGCUUCCGGUCACCAGAAGUUGCACCUGCGUCAAUUCCUGACGACAGAAGCUUAAGUGAGUGGAAGGAUAGAAAGCUGACGUCAAAUGAUGAAGGGAAGAUCGAAUUUCUGUUGUAAGGGAAGGUCGAGAUUCUGUUGAUGUCCGUUGACUUCUGUUGAACGUUGACCAGUCUGAGAGCCACCGUUCGCCGAGAUGAUGCGCACCGGUGGGCUGGGGGGGGGGGGGAGAGAGAGAGAGAGAGAGAGAGAGAGAGAGAGAGAGAGAGAGAGAGAGAUCGCCCCUGUCCAUAUAGAUCGUCCGUCUGAGAGCUCGGGGUGGUCGUUAGCAGCGAGUUUGACCGUAUUAAGCCUCUCUGAUAAUUGGACGUGGGUAGGAGUAUUUGCUUUCUGUACAAUGCCAGCAGAAACAAGGAAACUACCGUCUUCCCUCGAAUAGAACGUGCGGUCAUGAUAGCCGUAAAUAUCUAGAUUAAAAGUUGCUGUUGAUGUCCGUCCGUUCUAUUCGGGGGAAGAACGGUAGCAGCCUGUCGUAGUAGCCGUGGAGAUGUCCCGUCAACGGGAAGGACGAUGUAGGAGCUUGUGUGAUUUUAGUAAGUCGACAGUCGAACGAGGCCCUCGUCAGAUCGAUCAAGGACAGUCCAAUGAGGAACGACAGCGCGGCUGUGUACAGUAUAAAGCAA
Chara braunii is the source of this 4355-nucleotide messenger RNA. The record is from the annotation of a GenBank genome assembly. NCBI's taxonomy places the organism in Eukaryota, Viridiplantae, Streptophyta, Charophyceae, Charales, Characeae.